This is a messenger RNA of Drosophila obscura, 2804 nucleotides long. Its product is annotated as four and a half LIM domains protein 2. Gene Ontology annotation, cellular component: nucleus; Z disc. The record is from RefSeq and is a predicted model, not a curated record. Gene Ontology annotation, molecular function: transcription coregulator activity; zinc ion binding. Bases 215 to 1897 code for a protein of 560 amino acids. The transcript is spliced from 10 exons. Lineage: Eukaryota; Metazoa; Arthropoda; Insecta; Diptera; Drosophilidae.
CUCUCCGUGUUUGUGCUUUCGUUUCGUUUUUGUGUUGUUGAUUUACUUUCGUUGGUUUUUAAUUCAAACACCGCCAAAGGCAGCACAAUAAAUAAUCUACGCGUAGUUUAAGGCAAAAAGAAAGUGAAGAGUGUAACCAAAAGCAAUAUACGAAGGAAAGUGUGUAAUUAGAACAGACCGCAAGCAAUCGACAGAAGGAGGAAAAUUGUUAAAUAUGACACCAUCGCCGACCAAGGAGCUCGUGAGUGGUGCCACACCGACAAUUUCCCGACGUCCGCGUGAGGAAUUUGCCGAGAAGGGUGCCAUCAUUCGCGAGGUUGAGGAUGGAGUGCGCUGUGAACAAUGCAAAUCAAAUUGUCCCGGUUUUGCAGCACACGAUUGGAGGAAAACCUGCCAAUCGUGCAAGUGUCCUCGCGAGGCGCAUGCCAUCUACCAGCAACAGACGACCAAUGUCCACGAGAGACUGGGCUUCAAGCUCGUCUCGCCCGCGGACUCCGGCGUGGAGGCACGUGAUCUGGGCUACACGUGGGUGCCGCCAGGGGUGCGUGCCUCGUCGCGCAUCAAUCGGUACUUUGAGCUGCUGCCGGAGGAGGCGGUGCCGCGGCUGGGCAGCGAGGGGGCGUGCAGCAGGGAGCGCCAGAUCGCGUAUCAGCUGCCCAAGCAGGAUCUCUCGCUGGAGCAUUGCAAGCAUCUGGAGGUGCAGCAUGAGGCCUCGUUCGAGGACUUUGUGACGGCACGCAAUGAGAUAGCGCUGGAUAUAGCCUACAUCAAGGAUGCCCCCUACGAUGAGCAUUGUGCGCACUGUGAUAACGAGAUUGCGGCCGGCGAGCUGGUUGUGGCGGCGCCCAAGUUCGUGGAGAGCGUCAUGUGGCAUCCAAAGUGCUUCAGCUGCAGCACCUGCAACUCGCUUCUGGUGGACCUCACCUACUGCGUGCACGAUGACAAAAUCUACUGCGAGCGACAUUAUGCGGAAAUGCUGAAGCCCCGCUGUGCUGGCUGUGAUGAGUUAAUUUUCAGUGGCGAGUACACAAAAGCCAUGGACAAGGACUGGCAUUCGGGCCAUUUCUGUUGCUGGCAGUGCGAUGAGAGCCUCACCGGACAGCGUUACGUGAUCCGGGACGAUCAUCCGUACUGCAUCAAGUGCUACGAGAAUGUGUUCGCCAAUACGUGCGAGGAGUGCAACAAGAUCAUUGGCAUCGACUCGAAGGAUCUGUCGUACAAAGACAAGCACUGGCAUGAGGCCUGUUUCCUUUGCUUCAAGUGCCAUCUCUCUCUGGUGGACAAGCAGUUUGGGGCCAAGGCCGAUAAGAUUUACUGCGGCAAUUGCUACGACUCCCAGUUUGCCUCCCGUUGCGAUGGCUGUGGCGAAGUGUUCCGUGCAGGUACCAAGAAAAUGGAGUACAAAACCCGUCAGUGGCACGAGAAUUGCUUCUGCUGCUGCGUCUGCAAGACGGCCAUCGGCACCAAGUCCUUCAUACCCAGGGAGCAGGAGAUCUACUGUGCCGGCUGCUACGAGGAGAAGUUUGCAACGCGCUGCAUCAAGUGCAACAAGGUGAUCACCUCUGGUGGGGUUACCUACAAGAACGAGCCGUGGCAUCGGGAGUGCUUCACCUGCACCCACUGCAACAUCACGCUGGCCGGCCAGCGAUUCACCAGUCGCGACGAGAAGCCCUACUGUGCCGAGUGCUUUGGCGAGCUGUUUGCCAAACGCUGCACGGCCUGCGUGAAGCCCAUAACAGGCAUUGGCGGUACGCGCUUCAUCUCGUUUGAGGAUCGGCACUGGCAUCACGACUGCUUCGUGUGUGCCAGCUGCAAGGCCAGUCUGGUGGGGCGCGGCUUCAUCACCGACGCAUCCGACAUCCUCUGCCCCGACUGUGCCAAGCAGAAGUUGAUGUAAGGAUCGGAACAGAUCGGUGGCGCAAACAAGCGGAUAUUAGCCAUAAACCCAUUCAACGAAAUUAUGGAUCAAACAAUGAGGAAAACACACACAGAUAGAGGGGAGGAAUAUAUAUACAUAUAUAUAUAUAUAUCUACAUGUAUUAAAACGAUAUACAAGAGAAGAUAAUGCCUUAAAACUUACAUUAGAAAUGGAGAGAAAUUCGAGAGGAAAGUGGAAGGAAGAAAGUGAAAACUGAGUCCUACAGAAUCAAAAGCAAAUUGAAUUAAAUUUUGUAAAAUUUCCAACCGAUAGAUAGUCCCUGCUUUAUCUGCACCAUCAGAGAUUGUAUAGAUAUUUAUAAUUUGUAAUUGCAUUUCAAGGCGAAAUCAAAAUUCACACAGAAAACAACAACAACAAAAGCAAACAAAAAAAAGAAGGAAGAAGAAGAAACCAAUAUGAAAUACUGGUACCAUUUGUAACUACAAACAAUAUUGUUGCCGCAUUGAAAAAUGUAUGUUUAUUUAUUUAUUUUAAGUUUUAACCAAGCGACAGGCGAGUGCCAGACACUGCUGGAACGGUAGAUUGUGCAGAGUAGGGAGAAGCAGAAGCAGAGGAGGAGAGUGGGAGUGGAAGUGGGAGUGGAGUGUCCUAGCCGCGAGUUGCACAUUCUUAAAACAGUUUUAUUGUAUUAAACAAAACAACAAAAAAACCACACGAUUUUUAUGUUUGAUGUGAAUUGUUAUGUUAAUUAAACAGCAACAAAAGCCACACACACGCACGCACAUGCGCACACACAGACACAGACACAGCCACAGCCACAUACACAUACACACAUGUCCUAGCAAUUUAAUUGUUUAGUUUAAUCAUUUCCCUUCGAUAGUUUUUGCCUUGCUUUGGUGGGAGGCGACUCCGCUACACACACACA